AUGUGUCAAAUAAUACCGGUGGACAUGUUUCUUCUAUGGGUCUACAAGUCUUCCUCCUUCGAGGUCCUCUGCAAGGUGGGUUGUGAAAGCAUUGUGUGGGGUUAUUACAUGGAGCUCCUGCACGUGACGGCCAAUAACAGGGCAUCAGGUAAGGAAAGCAUGACGAAGGUGGCACACAUAGAGCAUACACAAAUAAGUUUACAAAUUGGUUUGCAUGUUGGUCUGCAAAUUGGCUUGCAAACUGGCUUGCAAAUUGGCUUGCAAAUUGGUUUGCAAAUGGGUCUGCAAAGUGGUCUACAACUUGGUCUGCAAAUUGGUCUGCAAAUUGGUUUGCAAACUGGUUUACAAACGGGUUUGCAAACGGGUUUGCAGAUUGGUCUGCAAGGCGUUCUACAAGUCGGUCUGCAAGUAGCGCAGCACGGAUCAAAACAGCAACUUCGGCAACCCCCACACUAA
Molecule: messenger RNA, 456 nt
Organism: Danaus chrysippus (African queen)
Lineage: Eukaryota; Metazoa; Arthropoda; Insecta; Lepidoptera; Nymphalidae
Source: the annotation of a GenBank genome assembly